Molecule: messenger RNA, 1015 nt
Organism: Mixia osmundae IAM 14324
Lineage: Eukaryota; Fungi; Basidiomycota; Mixiomycetes; Mixiales; Mixiaceae
Exons: 6
Coding region: 1-921 (306 amino acids)
Biological process (GO): hydrogen peroxide catabolic process; response to reactive oxygen species; cellular response to oxidative stress
Molecular function (GO): heme binding; peroxidase activity
Source: RefSeq, a predicted model, not a curated record
AUGUCAAAGGAAGUAGACUACGACGCAGUCCGCAAGGACAUUGCUGCAUGCAUGGAGCAGCCGGGCUAUGACGAUGGCUCGGCGGGACCUGUGUUCGUGCGAUUAGCGUGGCAUAGCGCCGGCACGUAUUGCAAAGACACCAAGACCGGCGGUAGCAACGGUGCAGGCAUGAGGUAUGAGAAAGAGGGCGGCGAUCCUGCCAACGCCGGCUUGCAACAUGCCCGUGUCUUCCUCGAGCCCGUCAAGGCGAAGCACGAGAACCUCUCGUAUGCUGAUCUCUGGACACUCGCCGGUGUGGUGGCAAUAGAAGAGAUGGGCGGCCCCAAGAUCGAGUGGAAGGCCGGUAGAACAGACUUCACAGACGACAGCAAAGUACCUCCUCGAGGUCGUCUGCCCGAUGGCGCACAAGCCGAAGACCACCUGCGAGCCGUCUUUGGCCGAAUGGGCUUUACUGACGACGAGAUCAUCACGCUCUCUGGCGCACACAAUCUCGGUCGCUGUCACGCUGAUCGCUCCGGCUUCGAAGGCCCUUGGGUCAUGCGACCGACCGUGUUCUCGAACCAAUAUUACAAGAUGCUCAAGAAUAUGGAAUGGAAGCCAAAGGAGUGGUCCGGACCCAAGCAAUAUGCCAACGAUGACCUCGGCCAGGAGCUCAUGAUGCUCGAGACCGAUCUUGCGUUGCUCAAGAUGAACAAGGAUCUCGUGCACAAGUAUGCAGACGACAAGGACGCUUUCUUCGACGACUUUGCCAAGGUCUUUGCUAAGCUUAUUGAACUCGGCGUUGAUCGCAAGGAUGCUGGCUAUGAAGCGGCCCCCAAGAAGUCAAACGAUGCUGGCGCACCUGGUCAAGAAGGCAACGAUGGACAAGCCUCGAUUGUCAAACACGAUGAUGUCAAGAAGACGAGAUCGUCCAAGCUAUAGAGCACCUCCACUUUACAAAACUGUUUAUAGACUUUCACUGUAGUUCUUCCCUUUCCGCAACCUACACCUUGCUCAUCUUAGAUGUGCAUCACUC